AUGGCAUAUGUUUGUUCUUCCUGCAAAUAUUUGAGUUUAUUUCUUUAUUUUGGGUUCAUCAGGGCCGACUUCCCAGCUCUGGUGGUGAAGGCCAGCGGUCUGGCAGCGGGGAAGGGAGUCAUUGUGGCCCGAGAUCAAGACGAGGCCUGUCGGGCUGUGAUGGACAUUAUGAAGGACCGAGCGUUUGGAUCUGCAGGGGAGGAGGUGGUGGUGGAGGAGCUUCUGGAGGGAGAGGAGGUGUCUUGCCUGUGCUUCAGUGACGGCCACUCGGUGGCGCCGAUGCCUCCAGCACAGGAUCACAAGCGGCUCCAGGAUGGUGAUCAGGGGCCAAACACCGGCGGUAUGGGAGCCUACUGCCCCACCCCACAGGUGAGUCAGGAGCUGCUGCAGCAGAUCAGAGAGUCGGUUCUUCAGAAGACUGUGGACGGGAUGAGGGAGGAGGGAACUCCUUAUGUGGGUGUGCUGUAUGCAGGGCUGAUGCUGACCAAUCAGGGACCAAAGGUUCUGGAGUUCAACUGUCGCUUUGGAGAUCCAGAGUGUCAGGUGCUGCUGCCGCUGCUGCAGAGCGACCUGUACGAGGCCAUCCUGAACACCAUGAGUGGUAAACUGGCCUCCAGCGCCCCCGUGUGGCACCAGGACAGCUCUGCAGUUACUGUGGUGAUGGCCAGCGCCGGUUACUCCGGUUCCUACCAGAAAGGAGUCCAGAUCACAGGGUGUAGUGCAGAGCUCGGGGGCUUUGCUGGGCUGUUUGACCUGAAGGCUGCAGGAUUUGGGACAGAUGGAGUUGGGACCAAGCUGAAGAUCGUCCAGGCCUGCAGGCAGCUUGACGGUCUUGGUCAGGACCUGGUGGCCAUGUGUGUGAACGAUGUUCUCGCUCAGGCUGUCGAGCCGCUCUUCUUCCUCCGUGACUUUACCUGCAUCAGGCUGGACAUCGAUGUAGCCGCCUCAGUGGUCAGCGGCAUCGCAAAGGCCUGUGAGAAGGCUGGAUGUGCUCUGCUGGCUCUGCUUUCAGGGGAGGUUUUUCUGACUCCAACAAAGAUCAACAGUCGCCUGCUCCUGCUCAGGAUCCUGUGGAUCUGUCAAAGCCUUCGCUCACAUCACUGGUGGGGUGCUUCUGGAGAACAUCCCCCGGGUGAUGCCCCAGGAACUGCCGGUGGAUUUAGGUGAGAUGAAAACACUUAA
Molecule: messenger RNA, 1182 nt
Organism: Amphiprion ocellaris (clown anemonefish)
Lineage: Eukaryota; Metazoa; Chordata; Actinopteri; Pomacentridae
Product: trifunctional purine biosynthetic protein adenosine-3-like
Exons: 10
Coding region: 1-1167 (388 amino acids)
Biological process (GO): 'de novo' IMP biosynthetic process; adenine biosynthetic process
Cellular component (GO): cytosol
Molecular function (GO): phosphoribosylamine-glycine ligase activity; ATP binding; phosphoribosylformylglycinamidine cyclo-ligase activity
Source: RefSeq, a predicted model, not a curated record